Aureobasidium pullulans EXF-150 is the source of this 1192-nucleotide messenger RNA. RefSeq names its product palmitoyl-protein thioesterase 1 precursor. Bases 114 to 1139 code for a protein of 341 amino acids. The transcript has a single exon. The record is from RefSeq and is a predicted model, not a curated record. Gene Ontology annotation, cellular component: lysosome. Lineage: Eukaryota; Fungi; Ascomycota; Dothideomycetes; Dothideales; Saccotheciaceae. Gene Ontology annotation, molecular function: palmitoyl hydrolase activity; thiolester hydrolase activity.
AAACCACUUUGCCCUCUCUUCUUUCGAAAACCAAGAUCAAUGUCCUCAUAGCCCAAGACCGCAAGACCAUCACAAUCACAGCCAUUAUCGCAUAACGCACCACACCCGCACCAAUGCGUCUUUCAGCAACCCUCCCACUACUUCCCCUCGCAGCUGCCCUCCCCACCGCCCACCCAGACGCAAACGCAAACGCAAAACCUCUCCCCUUGAUCAUCUGGCAUGGCCUCGGUGACCGCUAUGAUGCCGACGGAAUAGCAGAUGUCGCCGCCCUAGCCAACGAAUUACACCCGGGCACCCUCGUCUACCCCAUCCGCGUCGCCCCAGACGGCAGCGCCGACUCUCGCGCCACCUUCUUCGGCAACCUCACCACGCAAAUAAACGACGUGUGCACCACUUUAUCCUCCAAUACCUCUUUCUCCGCCAACAACACACGCAUCGACGCCCUAGGGUUUUCACAAGGAGGUCAAUUCCUCCGCGGUUUGGUGGAGAGAUGUCCAGGCAUAGAGGUUAGAAGUCUAGUAACUUUCGGCUCCCAACACAACGGCAUUGCCAAGUUCCAAAACUGCGGCACUUGGGAUUUGGUUUGCAAAGGAGCCAUGGCGGCGAUCAAAGGAAAUGCAUUCGGGGAUUGGGUACAGGGCAAUAUCAUCCCUGCUCAAUAUUACAAAGAGGUCAACGCAACCACCGGAAACCCCACCACCGAAUACUUGGAAAAAAGCAAUUUCAUCGCCGAUAUCAAUAAUGAACGCGCCAACAAGACAAAGGAAUACAAACACCGUUUGGCCAGGCUCGAUAAUUUCGCAAUGUACGUUUUUGAGGACGACAAGACUGUUAUCCCCAAGGAAUCCGGAUGGUUUUCUGAAGUCAACACGACGAGUUUGGAGGUCACUGCUUUGAGGGACAGGGAAAUCUAUCAGCAGGAUUGGAUUGGGUUGAAGCGGUUGGAUCAGAAGGGUGCGCUGGUGUUCAGGAAUGCUAGCGGUGGACACAUGGAUUUGAGCGAGAAGGUGUUGACGGAGGCUUUCUUGGAUUUCUUCGGACCGGAGAGAAAGAGUUUAGUAGAGGAGGUCAAGGAGGAGGUGGACCAGGUUAUGGAGAAGGUUAGGGAGGGGGCGCAGAUGGUUUUUGAAGAGCUGUAGAUGACCCGCCGGAAGAAAGACUCUAGUGUCAUUUAAUCUAUCCUUGCAUCACG